Molecule: messenger RNA, 774 nt
Organism: Strongyloides ratti
Lineage: Eukaryota; Metazoa; Nematoda; Chromadorea; Rhabditida; Strongyloididae
Product: Syntaxin-17
Exons: 1
Coding region: 1-774 (257 amino acids)
Biological process (GO): vesicle fusion; intracellular protein transport
Cellular component (GO): SNARE complex; endomembrane system
Molecular function (GO): SNAP receptor activity; SNARE binding
Source: RefSeq, a predicted model, not a curated record
AUGUUAGAUAUGAUUGAGGUUAUAGAAAAUUUUGAAAAAGAAACAAGUGAAGUAUUCAAUAAAUUAGGGAUAUUAAAAGAAGAAAUAACUAUUGGUGAUAGGAGAGGAACAAAUAUUGGUGAUAAAAAAAAAGAAUACGAUAAUUGUCUUGAAUAUAUUAUUUCCGAGUAUAAUGUGUUAUUAUUUCAUAGAAAUAAUCUUAAUUAUAAGGAAAAACUAGAAUUUGACAGGAAAAUACAAAAUAUUAAAAAUAAAAUAAAUUAUUUUAAAUUAACAACUGGAAGUUCUUUUGUGGAACAAGAGAAUAUUCCUUCAUAUAAUCCUUUUGUGGAAGGUGGUGAUAGUAUUGAAAAUGAGGGUAGUCAAAUGUAUAAAGAAGCUAAAUUAAGAGAACUUAUGUUAAUAGCACAGGAAAAAAAAGCAAUUGCAGAGGCACAAAGGCAACUUGAGUCAGAUGUUCGUGAUUUAAAUGAUAUUAUGGAAGAUCUACAUAAAAUAGUCCAUAGUCAAAAUGAUAUGGUUGAUAGUAUUGAACAUAAUAUUGAGCAAUCUGUUGCACAGGUAGAAAAAGGAAAUGAAGAAAUUAGAAAAGCAGUUAAGGCAAAAAAUAAAAAAGUUCCACUUAUUGCUGCUGCUGUAGGUGGAAUUGCCUGUGGUGGACCAGCAGGUAUAGCAGUUGGUACGGGGACGGGUAUUGUUGCAGCAAUUACUGGUGCUGUAACAGGAUUAAUCGGUGGAAGAUGGUUAACAAACAAAGUUACAAAAAAUGAUUAA